CCGCCGCGCCGGAGGGAAAGUUCGGCGGCGGCGGAGCAGCGGGAGCCAGGCCGGGCAGGCAGCCCGAGGGCGCCUCGGGUGGUGGCGUUGAGCCCGGUCCUUGCAGCGAGGCGAGCGGCAGCGCCUCCCUCCGGACUCCCGCCCUGGAAGCCGGCGCGACUCGGGCGCUGUCACAGCCUCGGGAGCAGACGUGCCACUUGGAGCGGUUGGCACGGGGCGCGCUUCCUUCUGGCGAGUUAGAUUCCUGAUCAAGGAGAAGGCCAGGACAGUUGGUACUCAGUGCGGGAAUGAUGUAGCCGUUCAGACCUUUGCUUGUACUUCCAGGUCAUUCCUUGUCUGAGGCACAUCAGAAAGGCUAUGAUGGGAAGGCAUGGGAGAAUUUGGAGGUGCUCCAGCCUGGAAGACCCUUCUGUAGGACAGCUGUCUCCGGCGGCGGUGGACUGCAAAGCGCAAAUGGAGGAGCGCAGCGCAGGGGGCCCAAGAUGCACACAGCCUGCGGUCUAGUCCCGGAAGCCCUUCCGCGGGGCCUGGGCUCUGGGAUGAGGCGCCUGCUGGAUGCAUGGCCUUGUCCUGAGUGACGAUGGUCCGCCGCGGCCUGCUGGGGUGGAUUUCCCGGGUGGUGGUCCUGCUUGUGCUGCUCUGCUGCGCCAUCUCCGUCCUCUACAUGCUGGCCUGCACCCCCAAAGGCGACGAGGAGCAGCUGGGGCUGCCCAGGGCCAACGGUCCCACAGGGAAAGAGGGCUACCAGGCCGCGCUGCAGGAGCGCGAGGAACAGCACCGCAACUAUGUCAGCAGCCUCAAGCGGCAGAUCGCUCAGCUCAAGGAAGAGCUGCAGGGGCGCAGCGAGCAGCUGCGGGGUGCGCAGGACCAGGCCAGCGAGGCGGCAGGCCGCGGCCCCGAUCCCAAAGCGCAGGCGCAGGCCGACCUGCUGACCUUCCUUCGCGCGCAGGCGGACAAGGCCGAGGUGCACGCAGGGGUCAAGCUGGCCACCGAGUAUGCUGCGGUGCCUUUCGACAGCUUCACCCUGCAGAAAGUGUACCAGCUGGAGACCGGCCUGACUCGCCAUCCCGAGGAGAAGCCGGCGAGGAAAGACAAGCGUGACGAGCUGGUGGAAGCCAUCGAGUCGGCCCUGGAGAGCCUGAACAGCCCCUCCGAGAGCGGCCCGAACCAGCGUCCGUACACGGCCUCGGACUUCAUAGAAGGGAUCUAUCGAACAGAAAAGGAUAAAGGCACUUUGUAUGAGCUCACCUUCAAAGGGGACCACAAACACGAAUUCAAACGACUUGUCUUGUUUCGACCGUUUGGCCCAAUCAUGAAAGUGAAAAAGGAAAAGCUCAACCUGGCCAGCACACUUAUUAACGUUAUCGUGCCCUUAGCCAAAAGGGCAGACAAGUUCCGGCAGUUCAUGCAGAAUUUCAGGGAAAUGUGCAUCCAACAAGAUGGGAGAAUUCAUCUCACCGUUGUUUACUUUGGGAAAGAAGAAAUGAAUGAAGUCAAAGGAAUACUUGAAAACACUUCCAAAGCUGCCAACUUCAGGAACUUCACAUUCAUCCAACUGAAUGGAGAAUUUUCCCGGGGAAAGGGACUCGAUGUCGGAGCCCGUUUCUGGAAGGGCAGCAACGUCCUUCUAUUUUUCUGUGACGUGGACAUUUAUUUCACCUCAGAGUUCCUCAACACGUGCAGGCUGAACACACAGCCAGGGAAGAAGGUGUUUUAUCCAGUCCUCUUUAGUCAGUACAACCCUGGUAUAAUCUACGGCCAUCACGAUGCCAUCCCACCUCUGGAACAGCAGCUGGUCAUAAAGAAGGAAACUGGAUUUUGGAGAGACUUUGGAUUUGGGAUGACAUGUCAGUAUCGCUCAGACUUCAUCAACAUAGGUGGGUUUGAUUUGGAUAUCAAAGGCUGGGGCGGAGAGGACGUGCACCUGUAUCGAAAGUAUCUCCAUAGCAACCUCAUAGUGGUGAGGACUCCCGUUCGGGGACUCUUCCACCUGUGGCACGAGAAGCGCUGUGUGGAUGAGCUGACCCCUGAGCAGUACAAGAUGUGCAUGCAGUCCAAGGCCAUGAACGAGGCGUCCCAUGGGCAGCUGGGGAUGCUGGUCUUCCGGCACGAGAUAGAGGCUCACCUUCGCAAACAGAAACAGAAGAUCAGCAGCAAAAAAACAUAAACUCCUAGGGGCUGGAUUCGGAGAGACAUUUUUUUUCCUUUUGCAAUUACCAAAAAUAAAUAAUAAUAAUAAUGUUUGCAACAAGGAAAAGACUGCCAUAAAGGGCGCAAAAAGAAUCUGACGGAUUAGUAGGAGAUGAGAACAGAGAGCCUUCAAUUUCUCUCUAUUUGGCUUUAUGCAGGAGGAAUUAAAAUCUCCACUGUGCCUGCAAACAUAACCCAAAUGGACCCGAGAAGUGUGACAAAGGCAGAAUGAUUGGGAGAUGAUAAGCCUGAUGGUGAGCAGGUUUUGAUUGUGUGUACAACAAAAUGAGAUCUGUUGUUUUCUAUGCCUAUUGAAAUAUUCAUGAAUUAAGACUAGUUUUGUAAAGAGUUCAUUAGAGUGAAAGGCAAGCACAUUUCUCCUUAUAUGAAUGAUUCUUCUAUCAGUGAGGCUUUAGUUGUAGGAAUGCCAAUGUCUCGGAAGGUUGCAGAAGAAACCAAGUCCAACAUGGAGAUCCACUCUCAUGAGCACCAUGAGGACCGCAGGCAAAAUCAGAUGGACCAGAUGGAGCAGGAAGCAUAGAUACUGUGUCAUUUCCCCCCAAGAUUAACCAAAAAUAAUCUGCUUAUCUUUUUGGUCAUCUUUUUAACCAUCUCUAUUUGUUUAUUUAAAAAUGCACUUUUUUUUGCUUGUGAGUUAUAUUCUGCUUAUUUAAUUACCAAUCUGCAAGCCUUACUAAGAGAGCACAAGUUAGCAUAUAUAUGUUUAUGUUUUUUAAGAAGGUAUUUUUUAGAUGCAUUGUGAGAACUUUCAGCUCAGAAGAUCAGAUUGAUAGAUUGAUAGCACAUCCGAGGACUUGCCAAAUGUAGAUACUGUCUGGCACUGAGGGCCUUGAGACCAAGGGGAAGCCCAGCUGGGGCCACUGAGAAAGAGGUGUGUAGAUAUUUUAUCUGAAGAAUAUGCAGGAGGGAGAACAGCUGAACACUGGAGGAAAAGGAGAAGACACUUUGACCUUAACCGAAAAGGAAAUGCAUUCCGACUGAUGAUACCUUGAUAUAUUUAAAAGUCACUUUCUUACCUGUUGAAAUAAACCAAAGUUACGAACCAAACAAUCUCUUUUCAAAGCAGGGUGCUCUUCCUGGCUUCUGGCUUCCAUAAGAAGAAAAGCAGGAGAAAAAAAAACUCAAUCUACCUGCCAGAGUCCAGUGAGAUGGAAGUUUUUGCUACAUGUUCACUCACCCCAGGCUAGGUGGAAGUAACUUAAUUAUUUUUAAAAUUAAGCAGUUCUACUCAGUCACCAAGAGGCUUCUGAAUAUUGCAUUUAUUACAGUUUCAAAGUGUUUUUAAAAAAAUAAGUACCGUUAACAUUGAGUGGUUUCUACAUCCAUGUGAGGAUUAUUUAUUUAUUAGCCAGCACCAGGUGCAUGAGCUAAUUAUCUCUCUGAUUCCUUUCCUUCUAUUUGCCUACAGUAAACUCAUUGUUUAAAAGCUUCAAGAGCAUUCAAGCUGUUGGUAUAAGAAAAGGCAUUGUAUUGAUUUGUACUGAUAGUUCAUAAAAUUUAAUUAAAACGCAAGACAUGAAUAGAAGGUGGCAUUGCACAGCUAAUAAAAUAUGAUUUGUGGAUUUGA
Messenger RNA from Heterocephalus glaber (naked mole-rat), 3778 nucleotides. It is a transcript of the gene Csgalnact1, whose product is annotated as chondroitin sulfate N-acetylgalactosaminyltransferase 1. Gene Ontology annotation, cellular component: Golgi cisterna membrane. The record is from RefSeq and is a predicted model, not a curated record. NCBI's taxonomy places the organism in Eukaryota, Metazoa, Chordata, Mammalia, Rodentia, Bathyergidae. Gene Ontology annotation, molecular function: glucuronosyl-N-acetylgalactosaminyl-proteoglycan 4-beta-N-acetylgalactosaminyltransferase activity.